This is a messenger RNA of Neofelis nebulosa (Clouded leopard), 3211 nucleotides long. It is a transcript of the gene KMT5A, whose product is annotated as lysine methyltransferase 5A. NCBI's taxonomy places the organism in Eukaryota, Metazoa, Chordata, Mammalia, Carnivora, Felidae. The record is from RefSeq and is a predicted model, not a curated record. Gene Ontology annotation, molecular function: protein binding; histone H4K20 methyltransferase activity. Bases 601 to 1488 code for a protein of 295 amino acids. The transcript is spliced from 7 exons.
CCCAGGGUGUGCGGGGGCCUGCCCGGGGGCCCUCAGAGAGCUCACGGGUCUCGCUGACUUGGUGUUGAAAGGUUCACCCGGCAGAAAGGCCCUAGCAGUGUUUCUGGGGAAGUCCUCCUCCAUUCCGUGCUUACUCAGAGGGGGAGGCCCCACGCCCAGAGACGCCGGCAGUGACCUGUACCGCCCCACCCGUCUGCCCACCCUCCUACCAUUGAUGCCAAGAUGCCGUCUGCAAUAGAGUGACCGCCCUAAAUGAGCUGGCUAUAGGCUCUGCUUUUAUUAAGCUCUCCACCCUCCACCCCACCCUUCAAUUACCACUGCAGUCCGGUCUGCAGUCCUGGGAGGCUGCUGGGCUGCGUUGAUUUGAAAGGGGCCAGGCUUGGGGACACAGACGGCUCAGGCAGUAAUAAGUCCUAUCGGCUGACUUCGGGACCAAGAAGUAGUUAAUCAGAUUCCCUGAGGCCUGUUUCCGUGCUAGAGUUCCUGCAGCUCCUGCACAGAGGCCAGCCCUUCAAAUUCCGCAUUUGUUUAGUCUGGGUCAUUCUGACCUCUCUGCUACUGGAGAAUGUAUUUACCGGGCAAUCAAAGAUCUAUUCCUACAUGAGCCCCAACAAAUGCUCUGGAAUGCGUUCCCCCCUUCAGGAAGAGAACUCAGUUGCACAUCACGAAGUCAAAUGCCAGGGGAAGCCAUUAGCCGGACUCUACAGGAAACGAGAAGAGAAAAGGAACAGUGGGAACGCAAUCCGAAGCACCAUGAAGUCCGAGGAACAGAAGAUCAAAGACGCCGGGAGAGGUCCCCUGGCACCUUUUCCAAACCAAAAAUCUGAAGCAGCAGAACCUCCAAAAACUCCGACCUCGUCUUGUGACCCUCCCGUCGCAGCCGUCGCCAAGCAGGCCCUGAAAAAGCCCGUCAAGGGCAAACAGGCCCCUCGGAAGAAAGCUCAAGGAAAAACACAACAGAAUCGCAAACUCACGGAUUUCUACCCCGUGCGAAGGAGCUCCAGGAAGAGCAAAGCUGAGCUGCAGUCUGAAGAGAGGAAAAGAAUAGAUGAGUUGAUUGAAAGCGGGAAGGAAGAAGGAAUGAAGAUUGACCUCAUCGAUGGCAAGGGCAGGGGCGUGAUCGCCACCAAGCAGUUCUCCCGGGGCGAGUUCGUGGUAGAAUACCACGGGGACCUCAUCGAGAUCACCGAUGCCAAGAAGCGGGAGGCUUUGUACGCACAAGACCCCUCCACGGGCUGCUACAUGUACUAUUUCCAGUAUCUCAGCAAAACCUACUGCGUGGAUGCAACUAGAGAGACAAAUCGCCUGGGAAGACUGAUCAAUCACAGUAAAUGUGGGAACUGCCAAACCAAACUGCACGACAUUGACGGCGUGCCUCACCUCAUCCUCAUCGCCUCCCGCGACAUCAAGGCCGGGGAGGAGCUCCUGUAUGACUAUGGGGACCGCAGCCGGGCUUCCAUCGAAGCCUAUCCCUGGCUGAAGCAUUAACCACCCCGCCCUCCCCGCCCCCCUCCCUUCUUCCAUGGACAAAGUGCCCUCAAAGGGAAUUGAUUUUUUUUUUUUUACACACUUAAAUCUUAGCAGAUUACUUCAGAUGUUUUUAAAAAGUAUAUUAAGAUGCCUUUUCACUGUAGUAUUUAAAUAUCUGUUACAGGUUUCCAAGGUGGACUUGAACAGAUGGCCUUAUAUUACCAAAACUUUUAUAUUCUAGUUGUUUUUGUACCUUUUUUGCAUACAAGUCAAACGUUUGUGCUUCCCGUGCAUGCAGUCAAAGACGCAGCACAGGCUUUAGAGGAAAGAGUGGACAUGAAUUAGGAAGCUGGGCGACCCUCCUGCCUCCAGCCGCAGAGCCAGGACUCUCUUCCCCACGCCCCCGACGGCCGGCGGCCGAGCGCAGGCGAGUCCCGGAAGACGCUGCCUCCCGAGGCCCGGACGGGGUGUUCCCAAGCUCUUGUUUUCCUGACGUCUGGACAGGCGCACAAGGAAGUGUAUGAAUAUUUUUUAAAAAGGUUUCGCAGUAAGCUAGUCUUCCCCUCCGCUUUCUCGAAAGCUUACUGACCCAGUGGCCCGUGAGCACGGUUCACUCUUCCGCAGGCCGCCGCUUCUCUGGGCGCCUCCGCGCGUCGGGGCGGGCGGUCAGAGUCGACGUGGGCAGGGAAAAGCGUUGCUUGCCUAGCCCUGCCGGGGCAGGGUUUCCCAAAACUGGGUUAAUUCUUUAUAGAAAUGUGAACACUGAGUUUAUUUUAAAAAACAAUAAUAAAAAUUUAAAAAUUUAAAAAGACAAAAAAAAAAAACCACAGAAAACAACUUACAUGUAUAUAGGUCUUGAAGUGAGUGAAGUGGCUGCAUUUUUUUUUCUUCUUUCUCUUUCUCUUUUUUUUUUUUUUUUUUUUGGUUUUUGUUUUUGUAGGAGAGAUUUGAGAUGGUACUCUAUUCUAAUCAAAAAUAAAAGUUUUGUAGUGGGACCAGAAAUUACUUACCCAAUAUUCCGCCGCCCCCCCCCUCCACCCCGCCCCCCCCCCCCCCCCCCAAACCCUGACCCAAUUCCAAUGGGUUGAAAGUUCCAGACCUGCUGUCAGGCUUUCUGUCUGUCAGACCACCUGGUAUCCUUCCUGCAAAACUGAAGAUGCAGCCAUGAACCGAAGGGGGAGCCUGCUGGCCCUGAAAUGCGUGGCCCCCACCCCAGCCGCUGAUGUGCAGGGGAGUGGGCAGGCCCGGCAGCCCAGGGAUCAAGGCUAAGGGUAAAGUUUUCACCUUGACUGUGAUGCAGGAGGAGUAGGUAGCUUCCUCCUCCCUCCCGAAGGGAGACCUGUUCUCUCUGUUAACCUGCAGUCCAGGGGGCCGUGGCUCUGAAGCCAUGACCUGGGGUUUCCCGGCCUCCCCUGGUCCCGGGUAAAUGUGAAUGGAGACAGGUAUGAAAGCCUGUCCUCAACCUUGAUGCUCCCCUGGCCCCCACCCCGGCCUCACCACGGUGCUACCUACGAAAGUCUUCCCGCCCCUGCCCCCCCACCCCACCCCCCACACUUGCCUGGUCAGUGGUCAGAGAAUUGGAGGAGGAUCCGACAGAGUGUGUAAAUGUGAGAUAAAAUGUCUUGGUUGUACCUGUUUGUGGUUUAGCUUUGUAUUUAAAAAAGAAAAAAAAGGAAAUAACUUGAAAAUUAUUUGUCAUCAUAAAAAUGAAACAAAAAUUAAAAUAUUUAUUGCCAGGCGA